AUGGAGACGGGCGGGCGCGGCGCGGCUGUCAGCGGCGGGCGCGCGGCCGCGGGGGGCUGCGGGAGGAAGGCGCGGGCCGCGGCCGGGACCCUCGCGGUAGAGAUGGACUUGCAUUGUGAUCGCGCAGCCGAGCCGCCGGCCUCCGAGCCGCCGUCGGGGAAGAUCAACAAGGCCGCCUUUAAACUGUUCAAGAAGAGGAAGCCGGGCGGCGCGAUGCCCAGCAUCUUCGGGGUCAAACACAAAGGGGACGGCAAGGGCGCGGGGCCGGCGGGGCUGGUGCGCAGCCGGACGCACGACGGGCUGGCCGAGGCUCUGGCGCUGGAGGGCGGCCGCCGCGAGGAGCCGCGCGCGGGCGGCGGGGACGGGGCGCGGCCGGGCCCCGCGGCCCCCCGGGCGGCCCCGGGAGGCGCGGGCCCGGCGGCCGGCGGCUCGGUGGCCAAGUCGCACAGCUUCUUCUCGCUCCUGCGGAAGAACGGGCGGCCCGAGAGCGGCGGGGCGGAGCAGGCCGACGCGGGCAAGGCCGGUGGCAGACAAAAGCGGGGGCUGCGGGGGCUCCUGGGCGGCGUGCGCUGGCGCAGGAAGGACCGGCGGCCCCAGGACGCGGCGCCGGCGGGGCGCGCGGGGGCCCCGGGCGGCCUGGCGCGGCCGGGCUCGCUCACCGCCAGCCUGGAGUGCGUCAAGGAGGAGGCGCCCGCGGCCGCGCGCCAGCCGGAGCCAGCAGGUGAGCCCGCGGCGGGGGAGCCCGAGCCGGCCUGCGCCCCGGGAGAGGGCGCCUCGGGGCCCGGGCGGCGCGCCGAGCGGCCCCGCGCGCCCCCCGAGCCCGAGCCGCGCGCCGGGGAGGGCCGGCCGGCCGAGGACGCCGCGGGGCCCGGGGCCGCGCCGGCAGAGACGGCGCCCCGGGCAGAUUCCGAAGGCGGCCGCGCGCCAGCCGCCCCCGACCCUUCCUCGGUCGAUCCGCCCUCCGACCCAUCGGCAGAUCGUAUUUGUCUGAUGUUUUCUGACGUGACUUCACUGAAAAGCUUUGACUCUCUUACAGGCUGCGGAGAUAUUAUCGCAGACCCCGAGGACGAGGCCGGGCCCGGCUGUGCCAAGCAUGCCCCCGGGCCGGGCCAGCCGGGCCCCGCCACAAAGCCGCCGGGCGUGGUGGCCUACCAGGGAGGCGGGGAGGAGAUGGCGAGCCCGGCCGAGGCGGACGACUCGUACCUGCAGGAGUUCUGGGACAUGCUGUCCCAGACCGAGGACCGGGGAGAGGGGCCCCAGGGAGGAGCGGCCCCGGCGGCGGCGGCGUCCGACGCGCAGGUGGCUCCCGAGACCCCCAAAGAAGCCAGGUGUGCGGAGGUGACCAAGGACGCGUCCUCGGUCAAGCGCCGAAGGCUCCACCGGGUCCCCACGGAGCUCCCCCCGAAGGAAGAACCCAAGCACCCAGACAAGGAGCCACAGGAAGGCCUCCCCAACAGCGACGAGGGCUACUGGGACUCCCCCACCCCCAGGCCGGAGGAGGACGGCGGCGCGAGGAAGACGGGCCUCCCCCGGGACAGCGACAGUGGCGACGCGCUCCACGAGCUCUGUGCCGCCGAGCCGGAUGGAAGCCCCGCGGCCCUGCCCGCCGCCCCCGCCGCCAGCGAGGAGACGUCCUGCUCUUCCCGGUUAAAGCCUGUGUCUCCGGUCACCAUCACCUGCCCGCUGCGAACGCCGGGGAGCCUGCUGAAGGACUCCAAGAUCCCGGUCAGCAUCAAGCAUCUGGCGAACCUGCCAUCCAGCCACCCGGUGGUGCACCAGCCACCAGCCAGGAGCGAGCUGCCCAGAACCAAAAUCCCGGUGUCCAAGGUGCUGGUCCGCCGGGUCAGCAGCCGGGGCUUGGCUGGGACCACCCUCCGGGCCGCGGCGUGCCAUGAUAGUGCCAAAAAGUUGUGA
This is a messenger RNA of Rangifer tarandus platyrhynchus (Svalbard reindeer), 1914 nucleotides long. The record is from the annotation of a GenBank genome assembly. Lineage: Eukaryota; Metazoa; Chordata; Mammalia; Artiodactyla; Cervidae.